This is a messenger RNA of Aedes albopictus (Asian tiger mosquito), 3345 nucleotides long. RefSeq names its product histone acetyltransferase KAT7. Gene Ontology annotation, biological process: positive regulation of transcription by RNA polymerase II; negative regulation of DNA-templated transcription. Gene Ontology annotation, molecular function: histone acetyltransferase activity; transcription coregulator activity. NCBI's taxonomy places the organism in Eukaryota, Metazoa, Arthropoda, Insecta, Diptera, Culicidae. The record is from RefSeq and is a predicted model, not a curated record. Bases 25 to 393 code for a protein of 122 amino acids. The transcript is spliced from 3 exons. Gene Ontology annotation, cellular component: chromatin.
CUUUUUCUUCUCUUUUCAGGUUACAUGCUAACACGUGUUGAGGGAAAAAUUGGAUCACCUGAGAAACCUUUGUCCGAUCUGGGGCUGAUUUCGUACCGAUCCUACUGGAAGGAUGUACUACUGGCGUACCUGUGUUCCCGGGCCGGCACCACGCUCAGCAUCAAGGAUAUAUCACAGGAGAUGGCCAUCAAUUCGUACGAUAUCGUCAGCACACUCCAGGCCCUCGGUAUGAUGAAGUACUGGAAGGGCAAACACAUCAUACUGAAAAAGCAGGACGUUCUCGAGGAGUACGAGGAGCGGGUCAAGCGACGUGGCAACAUGCCCAAGAUCGAUCGCAGCUGCCUCAAGUGGACGCCGUUCGUUGCACCGACCCCGUCCAGCCCGAGCUCCUAGCGCCAGUCGUACCACCACCAUCAUCUUCACCAUCACCAUUUGCAUCCGCAGAACCAUCCCUACCAUUACUACUAUCAGUCGCAUCCGUCGUACAACAAUCAUGGCUAUCAUUACAACAAUCACCACCAUCAUAACAACAAUAACAAUAACAGUUAUGGUGCCAACUAUAACUACAUGGCGGCGAGUGCCCUGCAGUGAGUACAUCUGGAUGGGGAUGGGAGCGAAUUUUAACGAGAGUUUUAUCAAGUGGGAAUGUGCAUGUGAAAUUAUCUGACAUAGAAUUAAGAACGCGCAAUUGUGAAUAAGCUUAAAAAUAACGAUAGAUGUCUAAUAUUUAAUGCAUUUCGUAUUAGUCUGUACAAAUUAGGAACUGAAGUGAUGUUCAUCUAAUAGAAACAAGCCUAGGAAAUAAGCUGUGUAUUGUGUAGUGUAAAAGAUCUAUAACUUUUGCUAUAGGUUAUGUUACCAUAUCUGUCUACUUUUUUUUUAUUGAAAAACAUAAUGGUACUCUAAAAGUUUAUACAUGCUCUGCUCAGAAUGUUGCAUGAGGACACAGAUUAAAAUAUUCACCUUGUAGAUAUGGACAAUUAUAUUUUGAAAUUGUCUUAUUCCGAUGUCCAACAAGGUAGUUUUUUCGAACAAAAAAUGAUUUGCUAAUAUUUUCGAACUAGGAAAAUAGACACUAAUUUAGCUCAACUCGAUCUUUUCGUCGUAAAAAAAAAUCAUUAUCCUUCCUUCCUUCAUUACAGGACCAAAAAAUGAUGUCUUUGUUAUUUUCUAAAUAAUUUUUCAAUAUUUUUAUAUUAAACCAACCGCUUCCAGUUUUUGAGCUUAAAAUUCUGGCUGGUAGGGUAUGUGUACCAUCAGUUCUCACUCUCCCAUAUUCAUCCUAUUCGAAACCAAGUGAUAAUGACACCGAUUGAUUCCGUUCUUUUUGUUUUCAUGCGUGCUCACUUCUAACAAAAAAUACAAAAAUAUGAAGCAAACAAAGCAAACAAAGCUUCAAUUCUUUGUUUUUGAUAGGAUGGGAAUGGGAGCCACAUGCUCAAUAAGGGAACCAAUAUUCAUUUUAUUUUUUUUUUAAAUUUGCGUAAUAACGUACCGUCGCCGUCGAUGGGGGUGAGAAUGGGUCAAAAAAGUAUACUGUCACGUUCAUUGUUUAAUAACUUUCGUUUCUUUGCAUGGAAAAGUCCUUUGAUCAUUGGAAUGUGAUCUUUGGAAAUGCAUACACAAAUGAUGAAAAAAUAUUUGCAGUUCGUCAAUUUUCCUCAAAACCACGACUGUAUGAAAAUUGGCCAAUUCUAACCCCUUUUAAAUUUUAGAACAAAUAUGCCAGGAUUUUCGUUUUUGAUAGAAAGUUUGAGGUAAACUUGCACCACUACUUCUAACUAUCAUGAUUGUGAUCUUUUUAAAAGCAAAAUUAAUUUGGUUCAUUUGAGAAAGUGUUCAAUUUAAUUGUUUUAGACAGACACUGAGAACAUAAUCUUAAAAAUAGUAUGAUCAGAUAGUAUAACAGAUAGAAAAUUAGUAUAAUUUAUGUGAUAGUAUUUAAUAACUGAUAAGCAUAGAAAUUAGUAAAGUGUAUUAAAAUGAUGUUCAAGAAAAUACCUUAACGUAUACAUCCCAAGUAACAAUCAGCAUGCCUUGAAGGUUUAUUCAUGUUUUAUCCUGGUUUUAUACGAGCAUGUCAAAAAGCUAGUUGUUCUAAAUUAGUUUUAUGUGGUAGUUUUUUACUUUGAACCUUUGGCGUUCCAUAAAACUAUCAUAUAACUUCUCCUAUAAACAUCUUCAGUUAAAGACUUGCAAGUAGACAUGAAUUGGUUUUAUCACUUAUUAUAUACCAUUUCAAUAAAACUUGCAUUUGCGGUUGUUGUUGGAGAGAUUUUUUUUGUAAACAAAUACACAAAACUGCGAGCCAAUGCAUAAAACCAACAAAAGAUUUCGUGGCCGUAACAUAAACCAAAAAAAAUGCUGUGAUAAAACCGCUAGUUCUAUCAUGAGCUCAGUUAUGACUACCCCAGGAGGGUUAGCCCUAUUGGAGGAAUCAUCAGGAACACAGAGUUUUAUCAGAAAAAUAUGUCGACUAGCCGGGAUAAUUCAUGCAAAUACAGAAAAAUUAUUACUCAAUUUUAUGAUUUCACGUACAGCUUAAGAUCAAAUUAAACCAUACAACACGUUGCCGUCAUUCUAUUUUGUUAGAAAAAUUACAUUAUGUCUUUUCAACUCCGCUGUGUUGAAAAAACCUUUUUUUCACCCAGUUCCACCGAGUAAAUUAAGUGCAUUUAACUUCCGAAUUAUGCAUAGUUUGUGUGGCGCACUUUGUUUUUGUCAUUAUCACAGUCACAUUCACCACAAAUUUUCCGUGGCAUGUCUCCUGACACGUAUUAAAUAGGAAAUCAAAUCUGAAUUCCAUAUCUGCAUCUUUCCAAUUGAUGGCUGGAUAAACAAUCAAGCAUAAUUAAUUCUGACGAUCAAACAUUGAGAGUGAAAAAUAAUCAAAACAAUUAUUUGACAAGUCAGAAGAUGGUUUUAUUUAGAAGAUUGAUAAAACUAUAAUACAACCCGAAAUCCUAAGCCGGCUUGCAUACGAAGUCCUGUAGACCCCAAUAAGACUGGGCCAACUAGCCAGAACGUGGGCUUAUUGAAGCAUACAAGAACUCGAGAGCAUUUUCAAGUCGGCAUCAAUGGUUUUAUGUUUAGGGUUUUUGAAUCGCUAAAAAACUUUGAUAAAAUUAAAAUUGUUACUUGGGAUGUGCAAGAUAUCUUCCAAUCUUCGUGGAAACACACCAUAGGAUAAUUCGCACUCUGACUAAACUGUAAAUCUCUUAAUAUUCUUACGGUAUCGGCCAAACCACUUUCCACAAUCAGAUCAAGCGUUGAUUCUCAACGACAAAACCCCAUAGGCAAGCGGAAACCUUUUCAAAAAUAAACGAUCCGUCAUUUAAAAUUCAA